GGGCGGGGCCGGGCCCCGGAGCGUGUGACGCCGCGGCCGCGGCGGAGCUGGGGAUUAAUGGGAAAAGUUUUGGCAGGAGCGGGAGGUUUCUGCGGAGCCUGCGGGACGGUGGCGGUGGCGCGGGAGGCGGCCGGGACAGAGUUGAGUGGUGUUUUGGGCAUGUACGUGGUACUCAUACGGUGUCUGCUGCUCACCGACAGAUGAAGAUGUAUGCACCCUAGAGGCUGACAGGAACUGCCCUGUGGAGGUCCGUCUGCACUCAGACCCAGAUGAUGCCAGAGCUAUGACCAGGCCUGCAGGCGUGGCGCCGAGGGGAGAUCAGCCAUGGAGCAGCCACAGGAGGAGACCCCUGAGGUCCGGGAAGAGGAGGAGAAAGAGGAAGUGGCAGAGGCUGAAGGAGCCCCAGAACUCAAUGGAGGACCAGAGCUUGCACUUCCUUCCAGCAGCUACACAGACCUCUCCCAGAGUUCCUCACCACCCUCGCUCCUGGACCAGCUCCAGAUGGGCUGUGAUGGGGCCUCGGGCGGCAGCCUCAACAUGGAGUGCCGAGUGUGCGGGGACAAGGCCUCAGGCUUCCACUAUGGUGUUCAUGCGUGUGAGGGGUGCAAGGGCUUCUUCCGUCGGACAAUCCGCAUGAAGCUGGAAUAUGAGAAGUGUGAUCGGAGUUGUAAGAUCCAGAAGAAGAACCGCAACAAGUGUCAGUACUGCCGCUUCCAGAAAUGCCUGGCACUGGGCAUGUCACACAAUGCCAUCCGCUUUGGCCGGAUGCCAGAGGCUGAGAAGAGGAAGCUGGUGGCAGGGCUGACGGCCAGCGAGGGGCACCUGCACAACCCACAGCUGGCUGACCUGAAGGCCUUCUCCAAGCACAUCUACAAUGCCUACCUGAAAAACUUCAACAUGACCAAAAAGAAGGCCCGCAGCAUCCUCACUGGCAAGUCCAGCCACACUGCGCCCUUUGUGAUCCACGACAUCGAGACAUUGUGGCAGGCAGAGAAGGGCCUGGUGUGGAAGCAGCUGGUGAACGGCCUGCCGCCCUACAAGGAGAUCAGCGUGCACGUCUUCUACCGCUGCCAGUGCACCACGGUGGAGACCGUGCGGGAGCUCACCGAGUUUGCCAAGAGCAUCCCCAACUUCAGCAAUCUCUUCCUCAAUGACCAGGUGACCCUUCUCAAGUAUGGCGUGCAUGAGGCCAUCUUUGCCAUGCUGGCCUCUAUUGUCAACAAAGAUGGGCUGCUGGUAGCCAAUGGCAGUGGCUUUGUCACUCAUGAAUUCCUGCGCAGCCUCCGCAAGCCCUUCAGUGACAUCAUUGAGCCCAAGUUUGAGUUUGCUGUCAAGUUUAAUGCCCUGGAACUUGACGACAGCGACCUGGCUCUGUUCAUCGCAGCCAUCAUCCUGUGUGGAGACCGGCCAGGCCUCAUGAACGUGCCACAGGUGGAGGCCAUCCAGGACACCAUCCUGCGUGCCCUCGAGUUCCACCUGCAGGCCAACCACCCCGACACCCAGUACCUCUUCCCCAAGCUGCUGCAGAAGAUGGCUGACCUGCGGCAGCUGGUUACAGAGCAUGCCCAGAUGAUGCAGUGGCUCAAGAAGACUGAGACUGAGACCUUGCUGCACCCCCUGCUCCAGGAGAUCUACAAGGACAUGUACUGAAGCCAGCGCCCAGGCCACCUGCAGGUGGCAGAGGGGUCCAGCCACGGGACUGUCCCAUGGGCCAGCCCUCAAGUACCCAGCACAGCCCAGAGUGGCAGGGUCACCUCCGGGCACUCCCAAGCCCGUGCCCUGGCUCCCUGUGUUCCCUUCCUUCCAGUCUGUUGCUUCCCCCACUCCGUCUCUUUGUUGUCUCUCCCUCUUGAUUCCUGUCUUACCAGUACCUCCUGCUCUUCUGCUGUGUCCUCUCUGGUCUGUGAGAAGUUUGUUAUUUCACCAGCAGCCUGAGACAGAACUCUGCUUUAGCCCUCACUUCCCCCAGGAGAGGGAGUGGGCCGUCCUCUGCCCCACACUGCACUGCAGCCCAGGGGCCCCACUUCUGUCUCCUCUCCUCAAGCAAAAGACUUGAGCCAUCCAAAGAAACACUACGCCCUCUGGGCCUGGCUUGACUGCAGCAGUAGCCGGUAGUCACUGGGUCUCUGCUCCAGAGGCAGGGGCCUGGGCCAAGAGCCAAGGCCUCCCCUGGUGAUCUCCCUUGCCCGGGACAACUCCAGCAGGUACAGCCCUCUGACCCCCAGCAUCCUUCCAUUCUUCAUACAGUCUUCUAAAGCAACAUUGCUGAUGGUCCCCUGCGCUGGCCGCUGGGGGGCACUCCCCAGCCUGGAGGGAAAGCAGGGUUCCCUCCAGGUGGGGCCCCUACACCCCCAUUGAAGAGGAGAGAGGUGGAGGGCGGUUGGGGAAUAGCACACUUCAUUCUGAUCCCAGGGGUCAGGGUCUGAGUUCUAGGGUCAGAGGUGGGGGGCGGGGGGCAGGCCUUCCAUCAGCACCCCGCACUCCCCUACCCCGCCGCAGCCACUCACGUGUCAGAACCCAGUGCCAUCUUGCCUUUCUCCCUGCCAGGAGCCGCUGGUACUGGCCCCUCCCCAACACUCCCUGGAGCCGCCGCUCCAGCACACACCACAGCACUGAAAUCACUUUACCGCAGUCCUGUGCCUGCCCUCCCCUCCCCCAGAGGUGGUGGCUGCAGGGACAGGCGGGCAGCCCUGUUUCCAGGGCGGGAGGAUCUCUGCUCCCAGGGAUCCUGUGCUCCCCACGGCCCCACCACCCUCCCUGCCCUGCUGUCAGCCCACUGGUCAUUUAGAGUUCUCCCUGCACCCAGCUCCUGGGUGGAAGUGUGCCCACCCAGGCCUGCUGGGUACGGGACCGGCCAGGGUCUCAGAAGGUGGUAGGCGAGGGUUAGAGCCCGGGCUUCCUGGGCCCUAUCUGCUCCCCAGGGACCUUUCCAUCCUGGUGCAGUUCUGGGAGGAAACGGUGUGAGAGAGGACAGGCCCGGCAUCUGCCUCUGCCUGGUGACCUUCUGUGUCCCAAGAUCACUCUACUAGCAAGAUCCUUCCUUCUCUCCCUCCCCAGCUUACCAGAAUUUGGAGCAAGGGGUGCUGCCUUUGGGGCCAAGGCUGUAAAGGGAGCUGUUCUCCUGACCCCUCCCCCACACACCCUGUCCCUAUCCCCACCCAGGUCUGGUGCUGAGGGUGCCUCUCUUCUCAGUGUCUGAGCAGUCUCCAAUACUGAAAUGUAUAUUUUUGCUAGGAGCCCCAGCUUCCUGUGUUUUUAAUAUAAAUAGUGUACACAGACUGACAGAACUUUAAAUAAAUGGGAAUUAAGU
This is a messenger RNA of Sciurus carolinensis (gray squirrel), 3310 nucleotides long. It is a transcript of the gene Ppard, whose product is annotated as peroxisome proliferator activated receptor delta. Bases 325 to 1650 code for a protein of 441 amino acids. Gene Ontology annotation, cellular component: nucleus. Lineage: Eukaryota; Metazoa; Chordata; Mammalia; Rodentia; Sciuridae. The transcript is spliced from 8 exons. The record is from RefSeq and is a predicted model, not a curated record. Gene Ontology annotation, molecular function: zinc ion binding; nuclear receptor activity; RNA polymerase II cis-regulatory region sequence-specific DNA binding. Gene Ontology annotation, biological process: cell differentiation; negative regulation of transcription by RNA polymerase II; hormone-mediated signaling pathway.